Messenger RNA from Durusdinium trenchii, 489 nucleotides. Lineage: Eukaryota; Dinophyceae; Suessiales; Symbiodiniaceae. The record is from the annotation of a GenBank genome assembly.
AUGCAGGCCUUUCAGAAGGUGAUGGCGCUGGAGCAGGAUGAGGCUGGUCUGAAGCAACAACUCUGGGCCGAGCAUCAGCGCGUGGAUCGCCUGGAGGAGGCCUUGCAGAGAGAGGAGAAGCAGAGAGACGAGGUCAUGAAGGAGAACCUCGAACUGAAGAAGGAGAUGCAGCAUGAGGCACAGGUGAACGAUCAGACCGCCCAGCGGCUAGAUGCUCUUGAGAAGGGCCACAGUGCCGGCGCUGAGACUCGUGUCCAAGCACUGGAGGAGGAGAAUGUGAAGUUUCGUGCUGCGCUGGCAGGGGCUGCCCGGCGGUUGAUCAACUUGGAGGCGGACGUGACGAGCCAAAGGCGCUGGGACGAUGCCCAGCGGCUUGGUGGAGUGCAAGGGCGGGCCCCAAAGUUGUGCGACACCAGAAGCAGCCGAUGCAGCCAGCGAGCUAAGUCAAAAAGGUCGCGAAUCGAUGGGAAAGGCAGUGGAAGGCUGUGA